AUUCUCCCUAUUGCGAGUCAGUGUACCAUCAAAAUAAGUUUGAAGCUAUUAUUUUAGAGUGAACAAAGUUUGACAAAAUUUGACUUGACAACCUUCCCCCCCUUUGCCCCCCGCCCUCCCCUCCCGGGGCUGCGCGCUCCGUGGGAUCAGAUGGGCGGGGCCCAGAUCCGCACAUCCAACGACAGUGGCGUCCACGUCACAAGUUUACCGGUGGCAUUUGCUUUGACGGACCAUAAAGUAAGACGACAGCAUCCUUUCUCCGGAGAACACAGCGGAGACCGAGGCAAGGCAGGCACCGGACCAGGACCGAGAGGGAAAACGAUCCCGUUGCACUAUAUUAGGCGACAGGCCCGGGCUCCUUUUCCGUCCCGGACAUAUAAAUACAGGUGUUGUAACAGGGUGAUGUGCUGCUUGGUUUCGGCCACGAUCCACUGCUGACGCCACGGAAACAGACACGCUUGCGAUAGCCAGCCUUGGUAAGCCUCCGCCUUACCGAGCCCUGCCUUGCGUGGGAUGUUGGAGAGUGGGCGAGUGGUUCACAAGUGUUUUGGUGCCACUUGGCAACAUUGAGUGGUGUGGCAUAGUCAGUCAUGGGGGACGCUUUCUUCAACUGCUGUUAUGUCCCACCCCCUCCCCCAGGCGAGGAGGAACCCCAAAGAUCCAGACGUACAUCUAACAUGGCCUCACAUUCAGCACAGAUCUCCUCUGACAAGCGCUUCCUCAUCUUCUUUGACUUUGAUGAGACCAUCGUGGACGAGACCAGCGAUGACAUGGUGGUGCAAGCCUCUCCGGGGCAGCACCUCCCAGUCUGGCUCAAAGACACCUACCAGCCGGGCCGGUACAACGAGUACAUGCAGCGGGUGUUGGCUUACCUAGCGGAGCAAGGAGUGACCGAGAGCGACAUCCGUACGAUCAUGGAGAAGCUCCCUCCCACCCCUGGCAUGCUAGCCCUCUUCCAGUUCCUCCGCACACGGCCUCCGCAGGACUUUGAGAUAGUGCUGGUGUCUGACGCCAACAUUUUCUUCAUCGAGUCCUGGCUCCGCCGGGUGGGAGCCCGCCAGCUCUUCCACAGGAUCUUCACCAACCCGGCCACCUUCAACAGGGACGGCCGACUGGUGCUGCGCCCCUUCCACUCCCACGACUGCCAGCGAUGCCCCGAGAACAUGUGCAAGCAGGUUAUCGUCAGAGAUUAUGUGACCCGCAGGACACAGGAGCGUGGGCGACCAUACCAGAGGGUGUUCUACGUGGGUGAUGGCGCCAACGACUUCUGCCCGGCACUCAUCCUGGGGCCGAGGGAUGUGGCGUUCCCACGACGAGACUUCCCCAUGCACCGCCUCAUCACCGAGACCCACGAGGCGACGCCAGGCGAGCUGAAGGCCGUCACUGUACCGUGGGUCAGUGCGGAGGAUGUGGUGCAGCGACUUAGAAAGCUGGUGGCAGAGUAGAAAUUAAACUAUAUGGUGGAUCCUCACCUAUAGUUUUGUGGAUACACACAACUCCCCCCUACAUGUGCAGACACACACACACACACACACACACACACACACACACACACACACACACACACACACACACACACACACACACACACACACACACACUCAAAACAGAGAACAAAUAUAAAAGAGACGAGGUGUUAAUUAGAAAGACACACACAGACAAAUGGGUGUACAAGUUAUAUUCUCAGGUAAAUAAACCCCCAAAACGGAUGAUGAUCCCUCAUUUUACAGGUGUUGAACGUGUACGAUGGUGGAGGUCAAAUCAGUCAUGUGAGCACUGUGAACAAACACUGUUCACAUUGCCUUGUCUCUGCUGCCCAGACUGGAUUCAAGACCAACUUCUCACGUUUUGGUCCAGAGGUCACUUUAGAGACACCAAUAAAAACAUCACUCGGUUAAUUAUUAUGGGAAACCCCACCGCCACAGCAGUGGCCUCUCGGCGUACCGUGUAAGAGAAGGGAGGAGGAGAUUAUAGAUGAACUCAAUAAGUAAUAAUGAGCUCUUCUUAUUGGUUUCCAUUUGUAAAUAGUCUCUCAUUAGCCUUCUUGUUUUGUUUUAAGUGUAAAACUGGGUAAGACAAGUAUUGACCGUAGGUUACGCAAGAACCCUGCUAUACUGUUAUCAAUAACAUAAUGUCAACCAGUUGAAAGGUGAUAACAAAUUGAUUGAAAGUGUUUUUUUUUCUUUUAACGGCACUUUUUCUGUAUAGUGGUAAAUUAUUAAAUCCAAUGAAUUUCGAGUAGCAGGCCAUCUAGUGGUGGCCUCAAUGGUGACAAUAAUGACAUUAAUUGAAAUUAAUGGGUUUAAUUAAUCAACAUUAAUUGACAUUAAUUGAAAGGUGAUAACAAAUUGAUUGAAAGUGCCCCCCCCCCUUAACGGCACUUUUUCUGUAUAACGGUAAAUCAUUAAAUUAAAUGAAUUUAGAGUAGCAGUGCCAUCCAGUGGUAAAGUCUUAGACUCCAUGGUGCUCCUGUAGGGGUUUCAGUCCACACGUGUAUGUUUGUCAACUGUUUUGUGUAUUUUGUGUGUAGGUUAAACCUACUAAAAAUUGAACACCAGCAGGAAUAAAGCCAUA
Molecule: messenger RNA, 2574 nt
Organism: Lampris incognitus (smalleye Pacific opah)
Lineage: Eukaryota; Metazoa; Chordata; Actinopteri; Lampriformes; Lampridae
Gene: phospho1
Product: phosphoethanolamine/phosphocholine phosphatase 1
Exons: 3
Coding region: 591-1445 (284 amino acids)
Molecular function (GO): phosphatase activity
Source: RefSeq, a predicted model, not a curated record